Molecule: messenger RNA, 465 nt
Organism: Ostertagia ostertagi
Lineage: Eukaryota; Metazoa; Nematoda; Chromadorea; Rhabditida; Trichostrongylidae
Source: the annotation of a GenBank genome assembly
AUGGAGAAAGGAGACGAGAAAAAGACGACUACGCCUUCGCUUAUGUCCGAGUCUUUGGAAUCGGAAGAUCAAAAGGGAUGGCCACCAGCAAUAGCUUAUUUGGACGAAAGCAUUCCUACCGACUGUCUCGAAUGCUUAAGCUACAGGAAUUCGGCAGCAAGAAUGAAAAGCGCGAAAGUUCCGCAAAUUGCUCUGGAUAAAUUCUUGCAAGCGGCUAGACUCCAUUCCCAGAUGCAUGAGGAACAGACCGCUUUCAUGACAGGUCUCAACCGAUCCCUUCGAGACGCUUCUGUUAAUCGGCUAAAGUGGGAUUUGGAAGUUGAAAGAAUGAGAAGCCCGUCAUUAAUGGCCUGGUGGAUUCGUGAAAGAAACCUUGAUGUUGCCUUCACAGAACAGAUUUCGCGUAUAUUGGGAGGCAACUGCAACAAAGAUGGCCACCAGUCAGAGGAGAAACAUUUCAACUAA